GAUUGCAUCGCCGUCUUCACCCCAAGUCACAUCCUUAUUCUCUAAUCUCUUCAGUUCCCUAAUUCUGAACUCAUCUACAUUCUAGCUAGCCAAUCAUAUUGAUCAGCCAUAAUAUGGAUCAAUAUCGCAAUCAAACUCCCAUCACUAACUUAGUUUUCUCCUCUCUUCUGGUGGCUUCUGCUUUUCUCUUUCUUCUCUCUUUCCCUUUCUCUCACCCUUUGCUUUCCCUCCACCACCAGCACCACCACCAUCCCCCUUCUUCUUCUUGGAACCUAAUUCCCAACUCAUCAGCCGCCAUAGAUGUAGCGGGUGGUGGAGAUGGGCUUGAUGCAGCUCUAGCACGAGCAUCGUUGGGGAAGAAGGAGAAGACAGUGAUAAUAACAGUGAUAAACAAGGCCUAUGCAGAGGCAGAUCAGGAAAACACCUCCAUGCUUGACCUGUUUCUCGAAAGCUUUUGGGUCGGAGAAGGGACAAGACCUUUGGUCGAUCAUGUUCUGUUCGUGGCGAUUGAUCAGACGGCGUACGAGAGGUGUCAGUUUCGACGGCUGAUCUGCUUCAGAUUAGAAACGGACGGUGGAGAUUCAGAGAGCGAGAAACUGUACAUGUCGAGCGACUUCAUCGAAAUGAUGUGGACUCGAACGCUUUUCCUCUUACAAGUCCUCAAACGAGGCUAUGGCUUCGUUUUCACGGAUACAGAUAUAAUGUGGCUAAGAAACCCCUUUACAAGAUUAAGCAAGAACAAGAGUGAAGAUUUUCAAAUCAGCACAGACAAGUAUUUAAGAAAUCCAUGGUCAGAAAGACACUUAAUCAACACUGGAUUUUACUUCAUUCGAUCAAACAACAAGACCAUUUCCUUGUUUGAAACAUGGUACUCGAAGAAGGACAAUUCCACCGGACAAAAGGAACAAGAUGUUCUAUUAGAUCUCAUAGCACAUGAUGGGAUAUUUGGAGAACUAGGGCUAAGAGUAAGAUUCUUGGACACCCUUUAUUUUAGUGGGUUUUGUGAGGAUAGUAAAGACCUUAGGGUUGUCACAACCGUCCAUGCCAAUUGUUGCCGGAGUAUCGCCGCGAAGGUGGCCGAUCUCACGAUAGUUCUCCGUGAUUGGAAGCGAUUCAAGAAGAUAUCAGAAAAGGGUGGUAAUUUGACAGCUAACUAUCAAUGGACAGGACACUUUAGAUGUUGGAAGUCAUGGAAUGCAUGACUAACAGUUUAGAGUUACGAGUCUACUUAAGUCUUAUUAUGUUUCUAUUUCUCUCAUUUAAUUUAUUGAAUAAAUUAUGAGUCGGAAUAACAAUAUGAUUUUUUA
This is a messenger RNA of Prosopis cineraria, 1307 nucleotides long. RefSeq lists its product as uncharacterized. NCBI's taxonomy places the organism in Eukaryota, Viridiplantae, Streptophyta, Magnoliopsida, Fabales, Fabaceae. The coding region runs from base 114 to 1202 and encodes 362 amino acids. The record is from RefSeq and is a predicted model, not a curated record. The transcript has 3 exons.